ACAACACCCAGCACUCCGCAGUCUGCAGAGGCCACCUGGAAACCUUCCUUGGGACUUCUGUCUGGGCCUCACUCGAAAACUGGACAGGAGACCCCACGAUUGAUGAGUUUGCCUUGGGAGUGCGUGCAAAGGUGAAACUGAAGACGAACAUGGGUCAGAAGGUCACCGGAGGCAUCAAGACUGUGGACAUGAGGGACCCCACGUACCGGCCCUUGAAGCAGGAGCUCCAGGGCCUGGACUACUGCAAGCCCACCCGCCUGGACCUGCUGCUAGACAUGCCCCCCGUGUCCUACGACAUCCAGCUGCUCCACUCGUGGAACAACAAUGACCGAUCGCUCAACGUCUUCGUGAAGGAGGACGACAAGCUGAUCUUUCACCGGCAUCCGGUGGCCCAGAGCACGGACGCCAUCAGGGGCAAAGUCGGGUACACGCGUGGGCUGCACGUGUGGCAGAUCACGUGGGCCAUGAGGCAGCGGGGCACGCACGCUGUGGUGGGGGUGGCGACAGCGGACGCCCCCCUGCACUCCGUUGGGUACACAACCCUCGUGGGGAAUAACCACGAGUCCUGGGGCUGGGAUUUGGGGCGCAACCGGCUCUACCAUGAUGGCAAAAACCAGCCGAGCAAAACGUACCCGGCCUUUUUGGAGCCGGAUGAGACAUUUAUCGUCCCUGACUCCUUCCUCGUGGCCCUGGACAUGGAUGACGGGACUCUGAGCUUCAUUGUGGAUGGACAGUACAUGGGAGUGGCUUUUCGAGGACUCAAGGGCAAAAAACUGUAUCCUGUAGUGAGUGCCGUGUGGGGCCACUGUGAGAUCCGCAUGCGCUACUUGAAUGGCCUUGACCCUGAGCCCCUGCCGCUCAUGGAUCUCUGCCGCCGCUCCGUGCGCCUGGCCCUGGGGAAGGAGCGUCUGGGUGAGAUCCACGCGCUGCCGCUGCCCGCCUCCCUCAAGGCUUACCUCCUCUACCAGUGACACGCCAGCCCCGCGUCGCCUGCACGACAGCCACCUGGCGCCGCCUCACCGAGCUGCCGCCGUGCCCCGCGCCAUGGCCUGGCAUCUGGCGGCGGGAGGAAGUCCCUGCUCUUCCUCGUCAUCCUCCCCGGUGCCCCUGCCGGGCUCGGACAGCCCGAGCCAGGCUCCUCUGUCCCCCGUCCUGACGUUGGCAGAAGUCCCCUGCAUGCCGUAGGAGGUCCCUCCUUGGAAAAGGACACGUAGAAUAGGCUCCCAGGAAGCCCUGCGCUGAGCUCCGAUCUGCCCUCAGGGUGGCAUGGAGCACCCCCACCACCCGCCGGGUCCCAGCGCCAAGCACAGAUCCCAGGGGUGCUAAGAGGUGCUUGGAUGAAAGCUGGUGCUGAGGCCGGGAGGCCACGCCACGGCAGACAGCGCUCAGGGCGUCAGAAACUCCCCACGGGCACCGAGGCAGACGCAAGCCGAGACUGGCCCUUCAGCAGGUACCCGAGCGCCCAGCAUCAGCCCCGGCCGUCCGGUCCCUUGGAACCUUGUAUUUAUUCUUUUAACAAUAAUAGAAGCCAUUUAUUUAUUCCAUUUGGAAAGGAAACCGUGUUUUCAUACCCUCUCUCUGGGGUGUUCUGUUGCCUUUCUUCCACUUGCCCCUCCCUGGGAUAUGUGUGCACCUCACCCGCCCCUCUCGUCAGGCUGUGUCUGUGGUGUGUCCUCACGUGGGCACACGGGUGGCUCUGUUUGGGCUCUGGACCUACAGUUUCCGGGGGGGCUCCUCGCCGAGUUCCCGAGCACGCCCCUUGGGGAAUGUUAGCCUCACGUGCACUACAAGAAUCUUGGGGGGCCCGUCUGCAAGGGCUGCAAUAGUUCCCUGUGUCUCUCCAGCAAGUCACCCAGCACUCGGGCUCAUGCAUCUUGCAUGUGGUUUUAUUUCUUUGUGCAUCUUGCACGUGGUUUUAUUUCUUCCGUCUUCUGGGGGAGGGGGAUGCUGCUUUCGCUUUUCCUUCCCUAGCUGAGGUUUCCCAUGUGCGUCCUCAGAGGCUCUGGCCUCCCAGAGCCACAACCAGGAAGGGAGGCUGAGCGGGUGUCCGUCCCCCAGAGAAACCAAGGGCAGGGUGGCUCCCAGAAGCCAGCCCAGGCCCCCCGCUUAGUGCCCCUGUCUGGGCUCUGCACCCAAGUGGAACAGCCUCAGCUUGUCACGGCCCCCCCAGAGCCACACGAGGUGCAGGGCGGGGUGGGACGGGGCAGCCAGCCAAAGAGGGUCACUAGCGCCCUGCCGCAGCCCCCCCCCGUAGCAGCCCCCGGCCCCUGCCACCGUGCUCACCGCCUUCUAUCUCGAAGUUAACGCUCUUAGAGUCAGACUUCUGUUCAUUUCUGUACAGGCACAACAGAUGACUUUAUUUGUUUAAAUGUUUAAUAUAUACAUAUAUAUUGUCUCUAAGAAUUAUGUUUUAAACAGCUGCUGUAGGGUACCUUUAAAAAAAAAGUCUUCCGAUGGAGUAUAUUUUUUAAAGCACAAAAUUGGUACCAAGUCUGGGUGAGGAAUGUAAAUUACCCCCUUAUUAUUUCGAGGUUUUUUCCAAGGGCAGGGAGGGGGUGGGCGGGUGGGGUGGAAACCUUACCUGGAAGACUUUUAAAGACUUUUCCUCACUCCCGUUUAUGGGUGGGUCAUGUUCUCACGAAUGUUGCACACGAGAGAGUGUUACGUCUGCAGAUCCCAGCCCCACCGCCUGGACCCGGCUGUCUCCCACGGACCCUGGAUGAGCUUCGACCUGUCAUUUCUCUGCACCCCUGUCCCCAGCUUCCCAAACCCCGGCCCACCCUUCUUGCCUCUCAGCCCAGAACCUUGUGACCUGUACAGUUUUGAAACUUCCGUUCUAUUUUAUGAUGGUUAAUAAUAGUCAGUAACCUAAUAAAGGAAAGUUUAUUAAAAUACAAAACCA
Suricata suricatta (meerkat) is the source of this 2902-nucleotide messenger RNA. RefSeq names its product splA/ryanodine receptor domain and SOCS box containing 1 (gene SPSB1). The transcript has 2 exons. Gene Ontology annotation, biological process: proteasome-mediated ubiquitin-dependent protein catabolic process. The record is from RefSeq and is a predicted model, not a curated record. Lineage: Eukaryota; Metazoa; Chordata; Mammalia; Carnivora; Herpestidae. Gene Ontology annotation, molecular function: protein binding. Gene Ontology annotation, cellular component: SCF ubiquitin ligase complex. Bases 150 to 971 code for a protein of 273 amino acids.